This is a messenger RNA of Amoebophrya sp. A25, 4705 nucleotides long. Lineage: Eukaryota; Dinophyceae; Syndiniales; Amoebophryaceae. The record is from the annotation of a GenBank genome assembly.
AUUGAAACGAGUUCUUGUCUAAUAAUUUUUGGAAAAAUGCUGUGUCUUACAGAAUUCUCUGUCUUCCAUUCUUCAUCUUUGGUAAAUCCGCGUCGUGAUUUCUUCAAGGCUUCUAAGAAGAAAGAAAAUGGCAACUGCAUCAACGUGUCGAAAGCCGGGUGCGAAUCAUGCACGAGCAGUGGCUACCAAGAAUAAGGACGAUGAAGAGAUCAACUAUCUCUUUGAGGUCUUGUCAAACAUCAGUUUCGGAGCUCUUACGUAUGAAGGAGGGAACAACAACUCAUCUGCUGGAAUCGCACCGCCUCGCAUUACGGAAGAUUCCCUCAAAGCAGCCUUAAUUCACCAUGCUAUGUGCUUGCCGCGAGAUGCGGAAGACUUAAGUCGCCGUAUGUUGGCUUUUGCAAAAGAUCAAGUGGAAGGAGGACAAGGGAAAGCGUCGAAAAGAGACCUGCUGCACAAGAGCAUCAACAUCACAGGAACAGAGGAAGAGCUCCAGAACGAAAUCAACAAGGAGGCAUUUGCACAAUUACAUCGUGGAAAAUUUGACUUGUUGUAGCGGUUUCGUAAAGAUGAUGAACUACUCUUUUAAGAGCGUCUUGUUGUAAAAACGUCCUGUACAUCAAACACCUCGCUAGUAGUAUUCGAAGUCGUGCAGAAGUCCACCUUCUGGUGAGGGCCUUCUCCUUGCUGCUGCAUAAUCAAAUUCAUCAUAACCUCAACUACAUCAACCAUGUGGUCCGCCGCAACAUCCUCGUUGCUACCCACUGGUGUCGGAGCACUAGGACCUUCGCACGAUGUUUUUUCAAGCCGUGGGAAGAUCGCAAAAAUGUUGGCUCCUGCAGCCCAACGAGUGGGGAGAAUGUAUUUCUCGAAUCUUGGUCAGGGGAUAAGGAGUACUUCUUGGCGUACUAGCGCAUCGUCGUGUAGUAGAAUACCACUUUUUCAUGGAGAGAGCAGAAGUGCUACGACCCUUCUUGGUUCUCCUAGUACAACUAGUAUGCAGAGUCCCGCGGCCUUUGAUCAUGUGCGACUAGUACAACUAGGUCAGCAAAGCCGAUCCCUCCAACUGGGGUCCUCGUCAUCUUCAUCUAGCUCAUCUUUACGGAAUUCACUCGAAGUAGUCAACCAGCAGAACAAGCAGCGCUCUUCAGCUAUAGCAUCCUCGAUCUUUCGUGCUUUCUCCACGUGGCCAUUUCGGUCUAGUGUCGUGAAGAAGGGACCGGCGCAUACACAGCCGACGCCUGGCGCAUUACCUGGUAUAACGCCAAGGCAAGCAUUUGGGAAUGUAAUGCUGGUGCGGAAGAACGUAAAGAUUAAGUUAUGGAGGAUAUGUCCACGUCGUGGGUAUCGACACUAAAAAUAUUGCACAGGGAGGAUUGAACAGAAAAAUUUACGUUUAAAUAUACAACAGUUUUGACCCUAGUAGUAGUAGUGCCAGCCUUUCGCUAUCUGAAUAAUUACAAUUAGAAGAGGACCCUUCGCUAUCUGCUUUCAUUCCCAGAGGAACUGCUCAAACCAAAGACGUCAGAUUCGACCGAACUAGCGACAUCCGAGGGAGGUUCUAGUGAACUAGCGACAUCCGAAGGCACCUCCUCUGCAGUGACAAAGAAAGCAGGCGAAAGAAUUUUGCCUGUACCGCAUGCUGAGCCUUAUUCGCCGCCGGUGAGAUUCCGCUCGUACAACUCCGAACGAUACAACGUUUACAAAGGACGCGUUUUCUGUACUUUCCUUUUUCAUCUUUAUGUAGUCGUCUCUCUCAACCUUUGUGCUUAGCUUUCCCAGUUUUAGGUUUUUUUCGUAGAGCACUUGCUUCGUAAAUGAAAACUUCAAGAGCGGACAUUUUGGUCGCCUGGUGAAUUACAAUUUUUACUGCGGCAGCAGGUGACUUGUUCAUUCUGUACUCAGCAGCAACAACAUUUAAAAAUAGCCUAGGUUCGGAGCGCCAGCAAAUGAGAUCUUCAUGAAAUUAGUUUGCAGCUGCUUCUGCUCGCGAUCAUGUUUUUUCAGGAUCUUCGUCCUGGGAAUCAAGUAAAUGGUCUCACAAAUCAAUGUUUGGGAAGAUCAAGUAAAUUAUGAAUAGACGAAAUCUUGAACUACGAGGCAACAAAGAGCAAGGAUUUCACACUUACAAACAGCAUGGAUCUCCUUCUCCACUACAAGAACAGCUCCACGGGAUCCAUUCCCGUGUGUGUCCACGUUUUUUUUUACAUUUUAUUUCCACUAAACAACAGGGACGCGUGUUUGGGCGGUUUUUUUGAUUUCUCUUGGGACCUUUUGGCUUUGGUAUGCAAAGUGGAUUUUCGUUCAUACCGUCAAUAUGAGGGGCAACCCAGCCAGACUCGAGGACCCAAGUCUCAUUUGGGUCAUGCGCGUCUUAUUUGGGCCAGCAAGGAGCCGAUUUGCGAAAUAUUUUUAUGGACGAACAACUGCACAUGGAUUACAACUGUCAAAGUUCAAAAAGCAAUACUCAUCAAGCAGUAGUUUAGAAAGAAACGCAAAAUUUUGUUACUAAUGCUUCUUGAGCUUGAUCAUAUGACAUGACAAUUACACCGAGCCUCAUACUCUUUUCAACCUCUAAUCCCAAUCCGAGGUGCGGUUACCGCAUAGCUGGAGGGUCCCGCUUUAUUCCUUAUUCGCGCGCAUCUAUGACGUAAACUUAGACGAAUGCCGUUAUCCCUUAGACUCCUACGCCUGUUUUCAGGAGUUCUUCUCCCGCAGCCUAAACGAUGGUGUCUUCACGGUAGAUGAGCAUUGUCCUGUUGUGUCUCCAGUAGACGCUAGAUUAGUAGCAUGUGGCGAAAUUACGGAGACGCAAGCCAGGAUACCGCAAGUGAAGGGCGCUAAUUACGACAUAACGGCUUUUUUGGGAACGGAUCCAUAUAGGAAUAUCAUCGACCGAAGGAGGUUUGGGAAGCCGGGAGAACGUACUUUCUGUUCCUACAUUGUGAUUUGACUCGUAGAAGUUGUUUGUUAGGUCAUCUUGAGUCCUCUUCGCUCUUACUUUCCAGAACUCACCACCAGGAGACGUGACGGUGACCUCAUCUUCAUCUUUCCGAAACAACGUGGAAUAAUCUAACUACCAGCUGCACAAUUUUCACAACCUCAGGUUAUGGCGGCGUCCGAAUGCAUUCCUUAGGGGUGGAGGAGACGCGCGACAAAGUGGACGAAAUAAUCCUAGAAGCGGAGAGAAAGGAGGUCACCCAGCGAGUCAUUCGACAGCGGCCACCGCUCUACAAUUUUACCAAAGAAGACGUCGACGCUGGCCGAAUUGAGUUUCACAGCAAAGAACACGACACUUCCGAUGAAGAGUCUGCAGAGGAGAAGGAGGCGAAGAUCGCCAGGAUAGGCGUUCCCGGUUUGAUGUCUAGACAAGAGUUAGACCAAGGCGAUGGCGGGAGUAAAACGCAGUCAGCUAGUUUGGCUACCUUAGUCGCUGAAUCUAGUUUGCGAGGUACUGAACAUGAGGAUUCCGCAUUGAAGAAAAAACAACGGGAAGAUGCAAAGAAGAAGUCGUUUUUCAAUUCAGAAUUUCAUCAGAGGAUGGAGAAGCAAUUCGAGGAGGAACAAAUUAGACAGAAAGAAGAAGCAGAAGCACAAAGGAUAAUGGACGAAAAGCUAGCGCAGAUGAUGAACGAGGCGAAGAAAACCGAUGGCGUAAAACUAGUCUACUGUGUCCUGUACCUAGCACCUGGGGAUUACCAUAGAUUUCAUUCGCCAGUAGGGAACUUCCGAGUAGACGUUGGAAGGCAUUAUCCUGGAGAAUUCUUCCCCGUUAACCCCGCAUGGGCAGAUCGAGUUCCAGACCUGUUUACCUGCAAUGAAAGGGUAGUGCUGAGUGGAAGUUGGACUCCCAGCGGUGGUGGAAGUUGGAGGACUAGUGAAGACGUUGAUUCGAAUGCUUCUACAACGAGUACAACCUCCUCGGAACACAUUGAAGAUGCUUCAUCAGACGACAAGAGGAACAAGAUGAACCUAAGAAGUGCCUCUACUGCCCCAUCCAAUUCGAAUUCCACGAAGUCUUCUCCCGAACACUUAGCAAUGCACAUGACAGCAGUAGCCGCUUACAACGUUGGAGGUAUUUGGCUGGAUUUUGACAAUGCUCUGAGGACGAACAAUGAUCACCAUGCGCCUUUCGAACUAUCGAAUAUGGUUACGAGCAAAGAAUUUUCAUGCCGAUGGGGAGGUUGGAGCAAGUUCUUGAAGUUGGAUAAAGGCGACUUGGUUGGCGGUUUUAAGAUGGGGUCUACGAUUGUGCUUGUAUUCGAGUGUCCGGAGGAAUACGAGUGGAAAUGCAAGGAGGGUGAGAAGAUUAGGGUGGGACAGCCGUUGAUGGGGUACUAGAGAACAACAAGGCAUAAUCUUCAUAUUCUACUAUUUAUAGUACAUCAGAAGAAGAUAGCAGCUAUACUACUAGUACACGACCGCGAACAAUGGGUACUACUAGCACAUCAAUUGAUGGCGAGCAUUGUGUGGAUCAUGGCCAUUCGAUAUGGGGUAGGAUGGAGAGAGUCCUCUUCCACUACCCGCAUGUUUAUAUUCUUUAGUACAAACCCGUUAGAUUGUCGAACUUUUCUCCAGAUAUCAUAUCCUUCAAAAGAUUUUUUUCGAGAAGAAGAAUGUGGACCCCAUGUUUUGACUUCUUGUGAUGACGAUCCGAUCGAGCAAAGACUCAUAAUUUUUCCGACAAUAGUCGGUAGUACUCGAG